Planococcus citri (citrus mealybug) is the source of this 898-nucleotide messenger RNA. RefSeq lists its product as uncharacterized. The transcript has 2 exons. NCBI's taxonomy places the organism in Eukaryota, Metazoa, Arthropoda, Insecta, Hemiptera, Pseudococcidae. Bases 127 to 813 code for a protein of 228 amino acids. The record is from RefSeq and is a predicted model, not a curated record.
UACCUCAGGAAAACAAUUUCUCCGACUAUAUAAACAGCAACGAGAGGUAUCCAAAACACAAACAAAUUUCAAAUUUUAAAGCGUGUUCUAUCUUGCGAUAUCUUAGUGAUAAAUUAUUCAUCCACAAUGAAUUCAUUCUGCGUUGGACUCUUCGCGGUGUUGGCCAUGUUCGCCGGCACUGCCUUCUCGAAAGUCAGCCAAGACGAGUUUUACGAAAUGUUCAGAAACCGAGUCCCCAUGGAGCAAAUACUCCCAGCAGUCUGCGACAAUUGCCCAACUGUACAAUUACAACACAUGCAAGCUGUCCAACAACAUAUAGAUAAUGGCGACGAUUUUGCCACAUAUGCCACUAAUUUGAAGAAAGCCGCUCAAAAAAUCCUGAACGGACAUCUGCGUGAAAUGGGCCAUGAACCUGUUGACAUCAUGGAAUACAUGCAAGCUGCUAGCGAUAUGGUAUCUGGUAAACCACUACAGAACCCAGAGCUGGAGAAUGUGAUCAAACAGUGCUUGGAAAAUAGGCAGAGACUGGCCGAGGCUUCGGAUGAAGAGAAACAAUCCCAUUUGAACAAGAUGAUUGAGGCUGCUAACGCUAAUGAUGAGGAAAAUACCUACGGAGACGAAGAUCAAGAUCAAGAUCAGGAUCAGGAUGUAUUACAACACGAAUCCAUUCAACUCAGCCAACCUCAUCCAGCCGAAGUUGAAGAUGAUGAAGAUAAUUUUAGCCAAGAACAGGUUGCUGGAAGACACGAUUCCGCUCAACGCAGAAUUCGAUACACUUCGCCGCAAGCUGAAGAAGAAUCUUCAGAAAACUGAGAAUUACACUGCGAUGUAAAUACCUACGUUGCAAAAUUUAUUUGUGUUGUUUGUUGAAUACAAAUAAAUUAUCUUGACCGACAAA